Molecule: messenger RNA, 521 nt
Organism: Neomonachus schauinslandi (Hawaiian monk seal)
Lineage: Eukaryota; Metazoa; Chordata; Mammalia; Carnivora; Phocidae
Gene: SNCB
Product: synuclein beta
Exons: 6
Coding region: 59-463 (134 amino acids)
Biological process (GO): synaptic vesicle endocytosis; synapse organization; chemical synaptic transmission
Cellular component (GO): neuronal cell body; axon terminus; cytoplasm
Molecular function (GO): cuprous ion binding
Source: RefSeq, a predicted model, not a curated record
GCCGCAGCCGCAGCCGCUGCUCCAUCCCCAGCCGGGGCCCAGCUUCUAGGCCGCCAGGAUGGACGUGUUCAUGAAGGGCCUGUCCAUGGCCAAGGAGGGCGUCGUGGCCGCCGCGGAGAAAACCAAGCAGGGGGUCACCGAGGCCGCGGAGAAGACCAAGGAGGGCGUCCUCUACGUCGGAACCAAGACUCGAGAGGGGGUGGUACAAGGAGUGGCCUCAGUGGCUGAAAAAACCAAGGAGCAGGCGUCCCAUCUGGGAGGAGCCGUGUUCUCUGGGGCUGGGAACAUUGCAGCAGCCACGGGCCUGGUGAAGAAGGAGGAAUUCCCCACUGAUCUGAAGCCAGAGGAAGUGGCCCAGGAAGCUGCUGAGGAGCCGCUGAUCGAGCCCCUGAUGGAGCCAGAAGCGGAGAGUUAUGAGGAACCGCCCCAGGAGGAGUAUCAGGAGUAUGAGCCAGAGGCGUAAGGGCCCAGGACGGCCCCCCCACCAGCAGCACAAUCCCUUCCCUGUCCCCUGCCCCGAC